AUGUAACCUAAAUCACUAUUCAUUGGAAAUUCAUUAGGUGAUGAUUUUGAUGAUGGAAUGAUAGAUAAAAUAAGUAGAGUGAAAAUUCAAUACAAUAAAUAAAAUAUUGUUGCUAUUGGAUUAUUUUAUGAAUCAAGAUAAAUCUAUAAAUAUCAUAAUUUUUGUGGUAAUGCUGUUAGUAAAUUUUAUUUCUAUGUAUGGGAAGAAGAAUUCUUGAUAGAAAAAGAUGAUUGUAAGAAUAUUAUAUAUUUAGAUCUUUAGUAAAUAAGUGGCACUUUUGACGGAACUUAUAUCACCUCAUUAUAACUUAUAACAUAUAAUGCUUCAACUGCUAACUAUAAAGCAUCUUGUGAAGGAAUAAAAUUUGUAAUAGAAAAUUAUGGUAUUUUAUAAAAUAAACAAAGGUGAUACAUUUUCUAGUUGUAAUGGUUCAUUUAAUUAAAAUGGUUUAACAUCUUUAGGCUUUAAGCUCAUUCCAUUAAAUUAUAAUGAUUUUGAAAGAAUCAAUAAUAAAAUUCAUUAUUUGUCUUAUGGUCAUCAUUAUCCUUAAAUAUACAUUCCUCAAUAUUCAUAAUAUCUAAACUAUCCUUCAAAUUGA
Paramecium sonneborni is the source of this 598-nucleotide messenger RNA. The record is from the annotation of a GenBank genome assembly. Lineage: Eukaryota; Ciliophora; Oligohymenophorea; Peniculida; Parameciidae.